This is a messenger RNA of Neohortaea acidophila, 1234 nucleotides long. RefSeq names its product 2OG-Fe(II) oxygenase superfamily protein. The transcript is spliced from 4 exons. Bases 86 to 1192 code for a protein of 368 amino acids. NCBI's taxonomy places the organism in Eukaryota, Fungi, Ascomycota, Dothideomycetes, Mycosphaerellales, Teratosphaeriaceae. Gene Ontology annotation, molecular function: dioxygenase activity. The record is from RefSeq and is a predicted model, not a curated record.
UUCUACUGUAUACACGAAAGGCAUCAAGUGAGACCUAGACACAAUUUCUACAUCAAGUCAUCAAUCUUGCAUAACGACCGACAUCAUGGCGGCCGCAGCAGUCAGCUCUGUGCGAGUCGACAAGCACGAUCUUCCCACCUACCAUCAAGUCCCGGAGACCACAUAUGAUUUGGAAUGGGCCGAUCUUGCAACGUUAGAUCUAUCGACCUUCGACCAACCCGGCGGCAAGCAGAAGCUGGCCGACCAACUCUUCAACGCCAUCCAGAAGAUCGGAUUCUUCUACAUCGUUGGCUUCGGAUUGACUCAGGAGCAAGUCGACCGUCAGUUUGCCAUUGGCAAGGAAGUGUUUGAGCUCCCGAUGGAGGAGAAGCUCAAAUACCGCGCCGACUUGGAGAAUGGAGGCUACAACGGCUACAAACCACUUGGCCUGCGUGAAUUACGCCCUGGUGUCUUCGAUAAUACCGAAAUCUUCAAUAUUCCUAAGUGCAUCCCAGCAUACGAAAGGCCGCAGCCGGACAUCGUCAAAGCCCAUUGGGACGAGAUCGAAACGUUCGCAAAGACAAUCUACUCCGAUGUCAUCCAGAAACUGCUCACGCUGUUCGCCCUCGUGCUGGAGCUCCCAGAAGACUACUUCCUCAAGCACCACAGAUACGACGAGAAAUCCGACUGCCACUUGCGGUAUAUGAAGUACCACGCCCGCACCGCGCAGGAGAAUGCCGCUCUGGGCGAGACGUGGGUCAAGGGACAUACGGACUUUGGCUCCAUGACCCUCCUCUUCCGCCAACCCGUCGCCGCCCUGCAAGUCCGCAGCAACGACGGGCAAUGGAAAUGGGUCAAGCCCUACCCAGGCAGCAUCACAGUCAACCUCGCCGACAGCCUCGAAUUCAUCACCAACGGCUUCUUGAAAAGCAGCAUCCACCGCGUCGUCGCUCCGCCCCCCGACCAAGCCAACAUCGACCGUCUCGGCGUGCUGUACUUUGUGCGGCCGGAGGACAGCAUGGAGCUGAAGCCGGUUGAGAGCGCGGUGCUGAAGAAGUUGGGGUUGAAGCCUGAGGAGGGCGGUGCGACGGGUUUCACGGCGGGGGAAUGGGUCAAGGCGAGGGUGGCGAAGUCGAAUAGUGGGAAGGUGAGGAGUGAGAUGACGAAUGAGGAGAUUUUGCCCGGGGCGCCGAAGGCGAAGUAUUACGAUUAGAAUGUAUCGAUGAGGAUCGAAUGUCAGUACAAAUCACAGCAA